Molecule: messenger RNA, 1341 nt
Organism: Erythranthe guttata (spotted monkey flower)
Lineage: Eukaryota; Viridiplantae; Streptophyta; Magnoliopsida; Lamiales; Phrymaceae
Source: RefSeq, a predicted model, not a curated record
AUGCCGCUUGAAUUACUUCCUUUGACUUCUUGUACCAAAACAUCUGAAUUUAAAUCUGUUCCGUGGGGAAUAUUUCAAAAAUCCAACUUCUCUUUGGAAUGGUCUGAACCAGCAUGUUCCAUAUGUGAAGAUGAAGGCAAGAGAUGCAGCUCGUAUAAUUCUACGACAUCGGAUCCUCAUAUUCGGUGUCUUGACCAACUCCCAACCACAAACCAUCAUGGAGCGGGAGCAAGAAAUAUUAAAUUGAUUGAAGGUUUUGGUUCCAUUAUUGCCGCGAUAAUACUAGCGGCUUUUGUCUAUCUUUACAUCAGAGUUAGAAUCUACCGAGAGAACCAAACGAUGAUUGGGAAGUUUUUGCGAGAUUACAAAGCCCUUAAGCUGAGUCGAUUUUCAUACUUGGACAUAAAAAGGAUUACUCAUCAAUUUAGCGAGAAAUUGGGCGAAGGGGGUUAUGGAAUUGUUUACAAAGGAAAGUUGAAUAACGAAAUAGACGUUGCAGUGAAAGUACUCAACAAUUCCAACGGCAAUGGAGAGGAGUUUGUGAAUGAAGUAAGUACGAUUGGGAGAAUACACCACGUCAACGUUGUCCGUCUUCUAGGAUUUUAUGCUGAUGGAUUUCGAAGAGCUCUUGUCUAUGAAUUCUUACCAAACGGUUCUUUAGAAAAGUCCAUUUUCCAAGAGGGUUCGAAUAGAAUUACUCUUGAUUGGGAAAAGCUACAGGAUAUUGCAUUGGGCAUAGCCAAAGGUAUAGAAUAUCUACACGAGGGGUGUGAUCAACAAAUACUCCAUUUCGACAUAAAGCCGCAAAACGUCUUGUUGGACCACAACCUCAACCCGAAGAUAUGCGAUUUUGGUCUUGCAAAGUUGUGCUCAAAGGAACAAAGUGCAGUGACAAUGACUGCGGCUAGAGGAACAAUGGGAUAUAUUGCACCUGAAGUACUGUCUAGGACUUUUGGGAGGGUUUCGUAUAAGUCCGAUGUUUAUAGCUUCGGAAUGUUGUUGCUCGAAAUGGUGGGAGGGAGGAAAAACGAGGAUCGGAAUGUAAAUAAUACUAGUCAGGUAUAUUUCCCUCAAUGGAUAUACAAUCAUAUAAAUGCGGAGGAUAAUCCAUUGUGGGCAAAAAAUGAAGAAGGAAAUAGUAUAGCAAGGAAACUUAGUAUAGUAGGGUUGUGGUGCAUACAAUGGUGUCCGACAGAUCGUCCGUCAAUGAAAGCUGUGGUGCAGAUGUUGGAAGGAGAAUGUGACGACCUUACAAUGCCUCCGAAUCCAUUUCCAGCUACUACAAAUCCCAUUGAUGGAAAACAUUAUCAAACUCAGAUGUCGAUCAUAUUAGAAGAGUAG